UUGACAAGUCUACCGUGACGGCUUAUGUUUUUCGUAUUUUAAACCUUUUUUUGUUUGUUACUUAUUCAACAACGCACCGCCGAUCCAUCUCUCCCCAAAACUUUUUCCAGUAUCCUCUUUUCAUCACCACCAUUGUUUGCACCCUUUCAUCAUUUCCUUUUCGAAUCUAAAGAUCUGCCUUUUCUUCCGAUUGAAAGACUAUUUUUGCUGAUUCUGCAGUGGAGCUUGUUGUUCAACGAUGGUGUUCUACAGAAGUGUUUCGCUUCUUUCUAAGCUGAGAAAUCGUGUUGUUCAACAGCCUAGUCUGACCAAUUCAGUAAGGUGGCUACAAAUCCAGACCUCAUCUGACCUUGACCUUCAUGCUCAACUUAAGGAAUUGAUUCCAGAACAACAGGAGCGCCUAAAAAAGAUUAAAUCAGAAUAUGGAAAAGUUCAACUUGGUAACAUCACUGUUGAUAUGGUACUUGGUGGGAUGAGAGGAAUGACAGGUUUACUAUGGGAAACAUCCUUACUUGAUCCAGAUGAGGGAAUUCGAUUCAGGGGUCUCUCUAUACCUGAAUGUCAGAAAGUAUUGCCAGCAGCAAAGCCUGGUGGAGAACCAUUGCCUGAGGGUCUUCUAUGGCUUCUUUUGACAGGAAAGGUUCCAACUAAAGAACAAGUGGAUGCUUUAUCCAAGGAACUUCGAAGUCGUGCAACUAUUCCAGAUCAUGUGUAUAAAACAAUCGAUGCCCUACCUGUAACAGCUCAUCCAAUGACUCAGUUUACAACUGGUGUUAUGGCUCUUCAGGUACAAAGUGAAUUUUCAAAAGCAUAUGAAAAGGGUAUCCAUAAAUCCAAAUACUGGGAGCCUACAUUUGAAGACUCUCUUUCAUUAAUUGCUCAAGUUCCAGCUGUAGCUGCAUAUGUCUAUCGCAGGAUUUACAAAGGUGGAGAAAGGAUACCUGUAGAUGACACUUUGGAUUAUGGUGGAAAUUUUGCACAUAUGCUUGGAUUUGAUGGACCUGAAAUGCAAGAACUUAUGAGGCUUUAUGUUACUAUUCAUAGUGAUCAUGAAGGUGGAAAUGUCAGUGCUCAUACUGGUCAUCUUGUUUCAAGUGCUCUCUCGGAUCCUUAUCUUUCAUUUGCUGCAGCAUUGAAUGGUCUAGCUGGACCCCUUCAUGGUUUGGCCAAUCAGGAAGUUUUGCUAUGGAUAAAGUCUGUGGUGGCUGAAUGUGGAGAGAAUGUAACCACUGACCAAUUGAAAGACUACAUCUGGAAAACCCUCAACAGUGGCAAGGUUGUUCCUGGAUUUGGACAUGGUGUUCUUCGAAAAACAGAUCCCAGAUACAUGUGUCAACGUGAAUUUGCAUUGAAACAUUUGCCUAAUGAUCCUUUAUUUCAAUUGGUUUCCAAACUUUUUGAUGUGGUUCCACCAAUUCUAACUGAACUUGGCAAGGUGAAGAACCCAUGGCCCAAUGUUGAUGCUCAUAGUGGGGUGUUGCUUAACUACUAUGGUUUAACAGAAGCAAGAUACUACACUGUUCUUUUUGGUGUCUCAAGGGCAAUUGGAAUCUGUUCUCAGUUGAUAUGGGAUAGAGCUCUUGGGUUGCCAUUGGAGAGGCCAAAGAGUGUUACAAUGGAAUGGCUUGAAAACAAGUGCAAGAAGUGAAAAAAAAUCUUUCGAGAUUUUAAACCAAAAAAAGUUUUCAUUUCAUUUUUUUUUUAAUAAAUAAAUCCAAAUAAUAAGAAUUGUUGUAGAUACGAUAUACGAAAAGAUUUGAUACUAGUCUGGUUAUUUGGAGAUACACUUUACAAAGCAUGCGGAUAGUUUGUGUAUUUGAGUACUAUUGUAUGGUUACGUGGCACACUUACUUUGAUGUAGUAAAUUUACAAUUUUAUCCACAUGUAUUUCCAGUUUUGCCU
Lactuca virosa is the source of this 1902-nucleotide messenger RNA. Lineage: Eukaryota; Viridiplantae; Streptophyta; Magnoliopsida; Asterales; Asteraceae. The record is from the annotation of a GenBank genome assembly.